Messenger RNA from Cucurbitaria berberidis CBS 394.84, 1407 nucleotides. RefSeq names its product RING-14 protein-like protein. Gene Ontology annotation, biological process: cellular response to phosphate starvation. The record is from RefSeq and is a predicted model, not a curated record. The transcript has 3 exons. Bases 1 to 1407 code for a protein of 468 amino acids. NCBI's taxonomy places the organism in Eukaryota, Fungi, Ascomycota, Dothideomycetes, Pleosporales, Cucurbitariaceae.
AUGAAGUUUGGCCGCGUCUUCAAGCAGAGCCUCACCAACGAGGGCUUUCCGCCCGAGUGGGUCGACUCGGCCAUCUCCUACUCGCAGCUCAAGAAAUGCAUCAACAGGCUCACCGACGAGCUGCAGCAAGUCGGCCUCGACCCGGCCACCCUGUCCAAGCUACUGAAGCACGUCGAGGACUACAAUGCCUCCGCCGAGCAGCACGACGACCAAGAACGCCCCUUUGAAUACAUCCUCAACGGGGAUGACCCUGCCGAAACCUCGUCCAAGGCGCGGCGACUCUUUCACCCCAAAUUACUCUUCUAUGUGAACGAGACCACUGGAGAGGUGCACAGCGCCCGGUUGGAUGAAGAGACGAAGCGCAAGCUGCAGAUGCUGGCCGUGGAAACGGGCAUGUCAGAAGUGCGAGUUACCGACGAGUCAGGUCCCUUAGAUCCCCCCGAGAUUGAACAUCUGGACAGCCCCGCUGAAUCUGCUACACCCACCCAUGCGCCAAGGAACCGCCCAGGAUAUCGCACCGUCGAGGUACCCAUCACUUCGGAUACCGAGUUCUUUACCAGGCUCACCAGUGAGGUCUCUGGACUGGAGAAGCUACAGACGCGAGAGGAGAAGCGGAUGGGCAGUCAGAUAGAAGACCUAGGAAAGCAGAUAGCCAUAUUCACAGACCCAGGCCGACGAGCGAACAAGAAGAUGCUCGCAGCCUGGCGCCAGAUCUUUCAAAUGUACAUUGAAGAAGGCAUCUUUUUCGGCACAACCGAGAGCGACCACAAAGCACAUGAUUCCGACAAGGCCAUGCAGAGGCUCGCCGAGUUCUCCACCAAAGUGGCCCAGACGGGUCUCGUGGAUCAGAUGCGGAAAAAGGACAACUUGAAGGCGCUGACCAUGUUCAUGCACAUCAAUCGAGAGAUCCUUCAAGGCCUGCGUUUUGGUGAGAUCAAUCACAGUGCCAUGCUCAAGAUUUUAAAAAAAUUCGACAAGCGCACGGCUCUAGGGGUCAAGUCCACCUUCCCUCGACAAGUCGAAUAUCCAGAGUUUUCUGAACACCUCGCCAAAGCCGUCUGCGCCGAAGUCAAUACGCAGAUCCUAUCUCAUAUCCCUCAGAUUGACGACUAUUCCUGCCCCAUGUGCUUCGACCUCAAAUGGCGGCCAGUGAAGCUCAGCUGCGGACACACGUUUUGCAUCCGGUGCUUGAUCGUCAUGCAGAACAAGAAGCAACACAACUGUCCCUUCUGCCGAGAGCCAACCGUUUUCGAUGCAAACUCGGACAAUCUUGAUCAAGAACUAGCAACCUUUCUCAAGAAAUGGUUCCCAGACGAGGUCAAGACCAAACAAAGAUACAACGAGCUGAUGGCCGGUAUCGAUCAGUACGGCGAGGUCUAUGCGAGUCAAAAGUGCGUUUUAAUGUGA